Molecule: messenger RNA, 1317 nt
Organism: Cucumis sativus (cucumber)
Lineage: Eukaryota; Viridiplantae; Streptophyta; Magnoliopsida; Cucurbitales; Cucurbitaceae
Product: gibberellin 20-oxidase-like protein
Exons: 2
Coding region: 91-1059 (322 amino acids)
Molecular function (GO): dioxygenase activity
Source: RefSeq, a predicted model, not a curated record
GAUCAGCACUAUAUAUCUCAAGAAUCAGAAUGGUAGUAGUACGAACUAUAGCAAGCCAGUUUAAUUCCUAAAAUUCUAGGGUUUACAGAAAUGUCAAAAGAAUCGAUUGAGAUGCACGAAGAAUUACUAGUAAUGGACAUGAAUUCUUGCGAGCAUCUGAGCGAAUCGAGUCGAUUGAGUCUGUACAAGGCGUGUAACGAAUGGGGGCAUUUCUACAUCAAAAACCAUGGCGUUUCGAAGGAGCUGUACCAGAAACUCAGAGCCGUUACCGACGAACUGUUGACGGCGGUGCCGGAAGAGACAAAGGAAGGGAAAUUGAAAGUAGGAGCUUCUUGGUACACUCCUAGAUUUAGAUUGUCUCCUUACAUUGAGAGCUUCAAGUUUUUGGGCCCGAAUUUUUCAGAUUAUGCCUCCGAUUUAGGGUUUACGGAACAAGUCUUCGGCCAACGCGUCACUCAAUUCAGGAAACUACUUGAUGAAUAUGGAAGUAUAAUGAUGGAACUAUCAAGAAGAAUAAUGAAGCUAUUACUAAAGACGAUGGGAGAUAAUUUGGAGGACAAAUUCUACGAAUCAGAAUUCAGCAACUGCAAUGGCUACCUAAGAAUAAAUAGGUACGCACCUCGAAACUCCAAUGAAGAAAUCGAAGCAUUUGGAAAGCACACUGACAUUAGUUGUGUGACGAUUAUAUUCCAAGACGAGAUCGGAGGUAUUCAAAUGAAAUGGAAACAAGGAGAUGAGUGGGUGGAUGUAAGACCUCUAGAGGACGCCCUUUUGGUGAACAUUGGGGAUUUCUUGCAAGCUUGGAGUAAUGAGAGGCUUAGAUCAGCAGAACAUAGAGUUGUUUUGAAGCAAGAUGUGAAGAGAUUCUCUUUGGCUUUCUUUUUGAUAUUUAAGGAUGAUGAUAGGGAGUUAUAUGCCCCAAGUGAAGUUGUUGGGGAAGGAAAUACAAGAAUUUAUAAGCCAUUUUCUACUAAAGAAUACAGGGCAUAUAGGGAAAAUAACUACAGGAAAAUCGUUGGAGUUCCGCUGAGAGAGUUUGCUGGAAUUGAUUUGGAGUGAAGUGUUGAAGUAUGGACGUUUGGAAUGAAAAUAGGUAUUCAUUCUUCUCGUAUUAGGAUUGGUUGCUGGCUCAUGCAUAAUGCAUACAUAUAUGUUAUAGUUUUUAAACUUUCAAUAUGCAUAUCUCAAUUUAUGAACUUGGAACAAAAGACAACUAUGAUGAUCUCUUGAUGACUUACACAUGUACAAGUAUAAGUGUAUGUAAGAUAAAGUUAUGUUGGGUUUGCUAUACUCGAAUCUACCUUAUGUGGCUUCAAA